This is a messenger RNA of Cylicocyclus nassatus, 657 nucleotides long. The record is from the annotation of a GenBank genome assembly. NCBI's taxonomy places the organism in Eukaryota, Metazoa, Nematoda, Chromadorea, Rhabditida, Strongylidae.
AUGUUGAACAGCAAGCAGAAGGACAUAGUAGUGAGAAUACUAUCGCUAGCAACAACAAAGAAGACGAGUGGUGGUAGGAUGUUCUUUGUGUACGGCAAAGCUGGAUGUGGUAAAACGUUCACAUUCAAUGUGUUGAUUCAUGAGCUUGAAAACAGGGGUUUGUCUGUACUUGCGGUUGCUUCUACUGGUAUCGCAGCUACACUGCUUAAGAACGGUCGUACUGCACACAGCACUUUCUCACUGCCCUUGAAGCGAUUAACCGAGAAUUCUGUCGCGAAUGUGGAUGCAGCAUCAUUGCAGGGUCGCAUGUUGCGCACAGUGGAUGUGAUAAUUUGGGAUGAGAUAUCAAUGCAAAGCCGUUUUGCCGUUGAGUGUGUCGAUAGACUUCUCCGUGAUGUUGCUGCUCCAGAGAAUAGAGACCAACCAUUUGGAAGCGUUGUGAUGGUUUUUGGAGGUGAUUGGUGCCAGUUUCUACCCGUUAUACCUGGGGCUUCCAAAAUGGAGACUAUAAAUGAGACUCUCAGAGCAAGCUACGUUUGGAAUGAACUUGAAGUGUAUGUGCUUGAUGAAAAUAUGAGACUUCGUGCAGUUCUGGUGGUUGUGGUAUAUACCGGUAUUGCGCUUUCUUCAUCUUAUUCGAUCAUAGUAUUCCCUUAG